Messenger RNA from Macrobrachium nipponense, 1954 nucleotides. Its product is annotated as protein SYS1 homolog. Lineage: Eukaryota; Metazoa; Arthropoda; Malacostraca; Decapoda; Palaemonidae. The record is from RefSeq and is a predicted model, not a curated record. Gene Ontology annotation, biological process: Golgi to plasma membrane protein transport; protein localization to Golgi apparatus; Golgi to endosome transport. Gene Ontology annotation, cellular component: Golgi membrane; trans-Golgi network.
GAGCUCCAGAUCAAAGAGGUUCAUGGCCGUGCCGUCAUGGCAGCAUUCAUCCUUAAUGCUUUGACAGGGUCGCUUGGGUUAUGGAAGAUAGUUCAGCGUACAAAACAGUGCCUCGAUUUUACUGUGACUGCACAUUUUCUACAUUUAAUAGGAUGCUGGCUUUACAAUGGGCAUCUUCCAUCACAACCUUCUGUAUGGUUGUUGAAUCUGGUGACGAUCACUUUGAUGUGUGUUCUUGGAGAAUAUCUUUGCAUGAGAACUGAAAUGCAGAAUAUUCCAGUCAUGAGUUCUAAAGUCGACCUAUAAAAUUGAUUCACAGAUUGCUGUACAGGGAACUGCAGUCCUGCAGGUCUCUCCAUUGUUUUAUAGGUGUUUCAUUGUCAUCACAUUGUGUACAAAGUGUCUCCAUGUCUUUUUCAUUCAGUUUGUCGAGUGCAUAUAAGUAGGUCAGGUUAAUGUGAUAUUUUGGAUGUGAGUAAUGUAGUAUUGUAUAAUGUUGGGGUUACCAGCCACAGACCUUAAGGUGUUGAAUUCUGAAUUUUGAAACUGUAGUGUACUCCUUAUGUUGUUAUCGUAAUGGAUGUUUAGUGUAACUGAUUUAGAUUAGUUUCAUCACAACCCAUAUAAAUUAUAUAUUUCCCCACAUUUGGACUCAGAAUACCCUCAGUCAUUUAUUUUUCUAAAAUACAUAACUGCAGCAGUGUGUGCCCCAUCUGGAACUGCAGGUAUAGAUGUACUAUUAGUUCUUUGCCUCAAAAUUCAUAAGUCAUCAACAUUUUUUAACAACAUGAGUUUAAUAAUUUAUUCAUCUUGCACUAACUUUCUUCAUUCUUUCAUGGUAACAGCCAACUUUUAAAUACUGUAGGAACAAUUAUUUAUUUAACUGAGAAUUAUGCCUCUUUGCAUUAAUGAUAUUAAAAUGAUUUUGAUUGCUUUUAAGGUUUGGUAAAUAUUUCUAAUUUUUUCAAGAUUUUUUAUUCCAGUUUAAUUUGUGACUUAAUUGUUUCCCCAUCAAAACAUUAGACCACAAUUGAUGCAUCAAAGUAAUCAUUGGUAUAGGCUCUUGAUGUACUGUACAGUAUACAUAUUAUGAUAGGCUAUAAAAUAACUUACAUAUAUUUGCUCUUGAAAGUAAAAUAAAUGAAAAAAGUUAUGUUGAAUAUAACAAUAAGUAAUAAGUAUUUUAAUGCAGACAUACAAACCCCUUGGAUAUGCUAUGUAUGUGUAUGAUAUAUAUAGACUGUAUAUUUUAUGAUAAAAUUUAUGAUACAACUUGAAUGUAAUUCUGAACACUGACAAUCUCUGAGGACACACUUCUCUCUGUGUCUCAUGCUGAUUCUCAUGUAGUCAGUGAGUAUUAGGGAGGUGAGGUCCAGGAUGUUUAGAGGUUUGUUCACAAGGAUAUUGUGUCAUUUUACGAUGAAAUUUAUGAUAUGACUCCAGUGCAUUUGUAACAGUUUUUCCCUCUAAUUCUGAACUCUGAAAAGCUCUGAGGACACAACUAUUUACUCUUAGGCUGAUGCUCACAUAGUCCAUGAGAAUUAGGUAAACAAGGUCCAUGAGAAUUUAAAGUUGACAGUUUAUUCACAGGGAACUAACAUUUUUGUACAUGAACUUCCCUGACAGAUAUAUACUUAGCUAUAGUCUCCGACGUUCCCGACAGAAUUUCAAAUCUCGCGGCACACGCGACAGGUAGGUCAGGUGGUCUACCUUACCCGCCGCUGGGUGGCGGAUGUACGAACCACUCCCGUAAGCUUGUCAGAUUUUUCUCUGUCGCGGGAACGAUAACAACUGUUGUCGGUUCUCUCGAUAGUUUUUCGAUUCUCGCUUGCCUGGAGUUAAUUUGGACUUCUUUUGGUGACGUAUUCGCUUUGUUUGGCUUGGCAUACGCUGAUUGUGGACCGGUUUGAUUUUGAGUUUGAUUUUCUUUAACGAUGUCUGAUCUAGAAUCGGU